Molecule: messenger RNA, 772 nt
Organism: Loa loa (African eye worm)
Lineage: Eukaryota; Metazoa; Nematoda; Chromadorea; Rhabditida; Onchocercidae
Product: cyclin-dependent kinase regulatory subunit
Exons: 3
Coding region: 81-359 (92 amino acids)
Biological process (GO): regulation of mitotic cell cycle
Cellular component (GO): SCF ubiquitin ligase complex; cyclin-dependent protein kinase holoenzyme complex
Molecular function (GO): ubiquitin binding; cyclin-dependent protein serine/threonine kinase activator activity; protein kinase binding
Source: RefSeq, a predicted model, not a curated record
UUAGGGACGAAGGAGCAAAUUCGAUUUUCACGUUCUUCGUUUCUAAGUCGAGUCACUGAGUCAGUUUUCCGCUAAGUACAAUGAGUGCUUCACCUCAUGACUUUUAUUAUUCGAACAAAUAUAGCGAUGAUAGAUAUGAAUACAGACAUGUACAUGUACCCAAGGAUUUGGUCCGACUUAUACCAAAGGAUCGAUUGAUGAGUGAAAAAGAGUGGCGAUCACUUGGAAUACAGCAGAGUCAGGGAUGGGUUCAUUACAUGAUCCAUACACCAGAGCGACACGUUCUUCUGUUCCGUCGUCCUUUAAAAGAUAUUAUAUGUGACGAAAAGAAUGGCAGCGUUAAAGAACAGGUGAACUAAAAUGUACUGAUUGUACUAUGUAUGAGCAUUAAUCUCUCACAUCGAAAUGGUUAUCCUACGAACGGGAAGUUUAUUUAUUUGAUUAGUCGUUAAUGUGCUUCUGUUAUCUUCUGUUUUUGAAAUGCUGUCCCCGAUGUCACUCUUCCUCUGAUCACGUUACAGUGUUUUGAUGCCUUGCUAUACUUUCUAUAAUUCAAGAGAUUGUAAAUUUCGUAAGUGAAUUCUCUUGUAUGUAGCUGCAAUAAAAAAAAAUUGGUUGUUUCAUAUCUUCUUGGUUUCUUGCAUUUUUCCACGGCCUGUUUUGUGUUUUGUCAGUUUCGUGGUUUUUGUGGGAAAUGGAUCUUUGGCAUGACUGUACUACUUUCAGUAGGAAUCCAUUCCAUUUGCUGUUUCAGUUACUAAGUUUUGUUUUA